AUGCCGUUCGAGAUCGCGGACGACUGGGACGACGACGCGCUCAUGGGCGUGGACGUGGACGCGAUAGCCGCGGCUCGGACGUCCGCGCCGCCCGCGGGUCCUUCAGAUCGCGACCCCGCGCCCGGGCACCGGCCGGCUCCGCGUCAGCCCCCGCCCGCGACGCAUCACCAUCGACCGCAGCAGCAGCCGAACCGCGCGACGGCGGCGGCGCCUCCGCGGCAGCGUCACCCGCCGCCGCAGCAGCACUUCGACGGCGGCGGCGGGCCGCCUCACCCCGCGAACGAAGGGUUCAGCGGGCACACGGGGUACAAGGGCGGGUUCAGCGGGCACGGCGGCGGCGCGCAGCAGGGCGGGAGGCAAGGAUGGCAGCGGCAGCGAGGCGGCGGCGGCGGCGGCGCGCGGUGGAACGCGAGCGACGCGAACCACCGCACCGGGCACGACGCGGUCGACCGCGCGCUCGCGUCGAACGCGCCGCGCUUCACCGCGAACAACCAACCUCCGGUGAACCAGAGGACGGUGACCACGAUGUUCGCCGCGAAGGGCGGGCCGAAGCAGACGUUGUUCCGCCCCGGCGUGGAGGAGAAGCAGCGGACGUUGGACUCGAUGUUCGGCGGGAGCGGCGGCAGGGGGGGCGGGGGAGGAGGAGGAGGAGGAGGCGAUGGAGAUGGCGAUGGCGGCAGCGCGGACGUGCUCCCGCACCAGCGUCCGAUCGAGAUCGACGGCGACGGCGACGCGUGGUGGAGCGCGCCGCCGCCCGUCGCGGCUGCGGCGGCGGCGGCGCCGCGACGUCAAGCCCCGGCCGCGGUGCACCACCACACGCACCCGUCGAAGUGGCAGCCCUCGCAGCACGUCGCGUCGACGCCGGAGGGGCAGUACGCCGGGCGGCUCACGCCGUCCGCGAUGGGCACGCCGAACUCGCAAGGGUUGAUUCGUUGCUCGGACGCGAACGGGAUGCUUCUCGAUCCUCACGCCGCGCAGUCGUACGUCUACCCCGGGCAGCUCGUCAGACGAGACUACCAGUACAACAUCACUCGAGACGCGCUGACGACGAACUCGCUCGUGUGCUUGCCGACCGGUCUCGGGAAGACGCUCAUCGCGGCGGUGGUGAUGUACAACUUUUACCGGUGGUUCCCGAAAGGCAAAGUCGUCUUCUUAGCCCCGACGCGGCCGCUCGUGGACCAACAGAAAGCAGCGUGUCGCGACAUAUGCGGCAUCCCUGAGAACGACAUCUGCGUCUUGAUGGGAAGCACGAAGAAGGACGAGAGCGGCACGCGAAGGGCGUUCUGGGACCAAAAGCGCGUGUUCUUUUGCACGCCGCAGACGAUGGAAAACGACAUCGCCUCGAGCGUGUUACCCGCGAAGGACGUCGUCUGCCUCGUCAUCGACGAAGCGCACCGGGCGAAAGGGAAGCACGCGUACUGCGGCGUCGUUCGAAUGUUGUGGGACAGGAACGUGUCGUUCCGGCUGCUCGCGCUCACGGCGACGCCCGGGCACGACAUCGCGGACGUGCAACAGGUCGUGAGGAACCUGAACAUAGGGAGGAUCGACUUUCGGUCGGAUAAAGACGUGGACGUGAAGCGUCACACGCACAACCGUUCGAUCCAGCUCGAGUCCGUGAAAGCGACGCGCGCGAUCUCGGAGGUCCAAGACAUGUUACGAGACGUCCUGCGACCGAUGCUGAAGACGCUGACGUCCAUGGGGGCGCUGCCGACCGAGGGCGUGAAGAUGGCGAGGUUCGUGGAGGGGACGUCGAAGGACAUUCCUCAGCCGUUCACGAUCCAGCUCGCGCAGCGCGACCUCCAGAACGGGAACACCGCGGUCCCGCCGGCGAAGAAAAACUACGCCUUCUCGCUGUGCCUCCAGUCGUACUUCAUCGCGCGCCUGAACGCGCUCCUGAGCGGGUACAGCGCGCAACAGGCGGUGGAUUACGUCGAGGACCAAAACACCAAGGGGUACAUCGGCGCGCUGUUCGGCGCGUCCCCGGUGAUGCGCGAGGUUCUGGACAUGCUGCGGUCGAUGGCUGGACACGGCGCGCACCACUCGCCGAAGCUCGCGCGCUUGACGCAGAUCAUUCGAAGGCACUUCGCGACGAAUAAUCCGGCGACGCGCGCGAUCGUGUUCACGAGCUAUCGCGACUCGGUGCGGGACAUCGUGAGAGCGUUGCGAGAGGUGACGGUCACGACCGGCGGCGGGAAUAACUUGGGCCCCGGGGAUCCCCUCGUGGACCCGGAGAAAGGGCAGAAAACCGUGACCGGGAUGUUCAGCGCCGCGUCCGGCAGCGGCGGCGGCAGCGGCGAUACCGCGGGGGUACCGCCCGAGGUGCCCGACGGCGCGGAGUGUCGCAUAAAAGUCGCGGAGUUCAUCGGCCAGGGCGACAGCAGCAAGGGCGGCGGCGGCGGCGGCGCGAAAGGCGCGGGCGCGGCGCGAGGCACGAAAGGGCAGUCGCAGAAAGAACAGAAGGCCGUCCUCGACGCGUUCAGGCACGGGUCGCUGAACACGAUCGUCGCGACGAGCAUCGGCGAGGAAGGGUUGGACAUCCCCGCCGUGGACCUCAUCGUGUUCUUCGACGUCGUGGACACGAUCCGGACGAUCCAACGCAUGGGGCGGACAGGCCGGGCGCGGGACGGUAAGGUCGUCGUCCUCGCGCUCGAGGGGAGAGAGGCGGAGAAGUUCAGCAAAGAACAGGGGAAGUACGAGCACCUCCUGCGAUCGUUGUCCGACCCGGGACGGUGCUUCCAACUGUGCAACGACUGCCCGCGGAUGCUGCCGGCCGGGCUGGACCCGCGGUGCGAACUAAAAGAGCUCGGUCCGACCCCGGAGGCGCUGAAAGCGAAGCGCGAGAUGGAAGCGAGAGGGAGCUCCGGGAAGAAGCGCAAAGGCGCGCGCGGGGGCGCGGGCCGAGGCAACGCGAGCGCGUUCUCGAUCCGCCCGUGGGACGCGCCGCUGACGACGGUGGAGCACUCGCUCUUGCAGGCGUACGACUGCGCCCCCCGCGCGAUGGGGCGGAUAGACAUGCAGAACGCGGCGCCGCUUCAGCGGCGCCCGACGCCCGUGUUCUCGGUCCCACACGGGCGGAUGUGCGUCGCGCUGAUGCGCGCGAUGUCCGCCGCGCAAGGGCUCCCGCCGCCGCUGGACGUUCGCGGGGAGUCGAUAGAAGGCGGCGCGAUCGCGCGCGAAGAGAAAGCGAAAGCGGACGCGGAGGCGGCGAGGGAUAGGGCGCACGCGGAAGCGAACGCGGACGCGCCGACGACGGCGUUUUACGCCCCGCCCGUGGAGUGGGACGAUGACGAGUGGGGCGACGGCGGGUUCGUGCCCGCAGCGUUCGACGACGACGUCGGCGGCGGCGGGAUCGACGACGACGACGAGCCGCUUCGAGCGAACUGGGACUCGCAGCGGUCGCACGGGUACGAAGCCCCCAUCCUGGACGCGAGCGCGGUGAAAGACGACGGACCUCGCGCGUCGGUGAGUCAAGCCCCCACGGAGUUGGACGAGCGCGCGGCGUGCGAAUACGACGACGACGACGUCACGCGAUCGAUCGACGCGAGCGGUAGUCACGGCGGAUUCAACGGAGUGGGCGGCGGCGGCGCGCACACCGGGGCGACGCAGCGGUUGGAUUUCACGGCCACGCUCGUCGACCCGUCGCCGCGGCGCGUCGUCGCGAACGAGGCCGAGCCGUGCGAAAACCCCGAGUGCGCGGUGAUAGGCUGCGAUGACCCAAAGCACGGCGCAUCGAGGAACGAUCGAACGCCGCUCGCGCAACUGACGCCGCCGUCGCAGCGACCGGGUUCGAACGCGAUGAACACUCAGGGCGCGAGCGUUCACGGCGACCCGCUGUGCGGCGAGGAGAACGACGACGUGUUCGCGACCGCGCCCGCGCCCGUGGCACGACCGUCGCCGUCCGCGGCUGAAUCCGCGCGCCAGCGCCUUCGCGAGCGCCUGUCGCAGCAGUCGCAGCAGCAGCGCGCGCACUCGCAAUCGCAAUCGCAAUCGCAAUUGCGACGACAAAACACGACGCAGCCGGAAGCGCAAGCGGACGUUCCCGACGACGACGACGAGACCAUCGCGGACAUCGCGUUCCACAUCAAGCAAAAGAAGCUCGCAGCGGCGGCGAAGAAACGCGCGACCGCGUCCGCAGAGAAGGCCGCGAAGGCGUCCGCGUCGAAGUCGAAGUCGAAGUCGGUUUCCGCGUCUCAGAUGCCGCCGCCGCCGCCGCGCGCGACGGUUCGCGAGGCUUCGACCCCCGGGUUCGACGUCGCGCCAACCGUCGACGACGCGGUCACCCCCGGCGCUGCGGACGGGUGGUGGGGUACCGGCGACGCGCAGGACGACGCGGUAGGCGGGUGGGGCGGUACGCAGAGCGGCGGCGGCGGCGGCGGCGGUUGGGGUGUGUCGCAGAACACGCAAACCAGCGGCGGAGGGUGGGGCGCGCCCGCGACGCAGGACGACGCCGGCGUCGGCUGGGGCGCGUCACAGGGCACGCAAGAUAGCGCCGGCGGGGGUUGGGGCGGGGUGAGCGACGCCGGCGGCGACGCCGGUUGGGGCGGCGGCUCGCCGUCGCAAAACGACGACGACGCGGAAGGCGGCUGGGGCGAUCCCCCGGACGAAAACGACGCGCGCGGAGGCGCGCCAGGGACUGACCCGCCGCCGGCGCCGCCCGCGUCGACGCCGGUUCAACCGACGCCGGACUCGGACGACCUCAUGGUCCUGAAACGUCGCAAGCGCGUCGCCGCGCCCGCGCCGUCGCCCGCGGUGGAACCCGUCCGACGUCGACCGCCGCCGCCGCCGCCGCCGUCGUUCGCGCCCGCCGGCGACGACGACGACGACGACGGCUGGCGCCGCGGCGGCGCGACGAAACGCGCGGACGUCCUCGCGGCGAAGCGAACGAAGCGCGCGAACGCGGCGAAGCAAGCCGCGGUGCAUAGGUUCAUGGACGACGUCGCGUCAGGGGACGACGACGACGACGACGACGACGACGGGUGGAACACCGAGGACGAGGCGUUCGUCGCCGCGACGCAAGGCGACGCGUUGGACGCGUCCGGGGACGAGCCCGCGCUGAUGCACCAACAACUCGCGCUUCUCGCGGACGCGCACACGCCGCUCGACGUCGCCGGCGUCGUCGGUCGUCGGUUUGGCCCGAGGGUGCGUCGCGACGUCGCGGACACGCCUCCUGGGACGACGCCCGGGACGGGGCGCUCCGGCGGCGGCGGCGGCGACGCGGCGAGUCAAUACGGCGGGAGCUGGAUCGACGACGACGAGGAAGCGACCGUGCUCGAGACGCAGUUUGGGGACGACGACGACGCGUCGGGCGAGUUGUUAGGGUCGGACGGAAACAUGGAGCGGUGCGCGCGCUGCGAGCGCGGAGGCGUUCUCGUGUGCUGCGACGCGUGUCCGGGGGCGUACCACUUGGCGUGCGUCGGCUUGGCGGAGACGCCUCCGGGGGCGUGGCUAUGCCCGGCGUGCGAGCGACGGUGACGGGCGGGACGACGAGAAAGGAAUGCUUAGUAGAUAGUUAUAUGCCGUCGACGUGCACGACGUGUGAUGAAUU
This is a messenger RNA of Micromonas pusilla CCMP1545, 5545 nucleotides long. Its product is annotated as dead-box like helicase with PHD domain. The coding region runs from base 1 to 5472 and encodes 1823 amino acids. The transcript has a single exon. Lineage: Eukaryota; Viridiplantae; Chlorophyta; Mamiellophyceae; Mamiellales; Mamiellaceae. The record is from RefSeq and is a predicted model, not a curated record. Gene Ontology annotation, biological process: double-strand break repair via synthesis-dependent strand annealing; interstrand cross-link repair. Gene Ontology annotation, molecular function: four-way junction helicase activity; 3'-5' DNA helicase activity; four-way junction DNA binding.